Molecule: messenger RNA, 1782 nt
Organism: Pelmatolapia mariae (spotted tilapia)
Lineage: Eukaryota; Metazoa; Chordata; Actinopteri; Cichliformes; Cichlidae
Product: thiosulfate sulfurtransferase/rhodanese-like domain-containing protein 2
Exons: 9
Coding region: 137-1534 (465 amino acids)
Source: RefSeq, a predicted model, not a curated record
AGUCUUGUGCUGAGUUUUCUGGUGCACGUUUGGAGGAUUUGUUUGUUUGUUUCCUUAAAAUAAUAUGUUAGACUUUAUCUUUAAUUCUAGUGAGACGGGUUAGUCGCUAACUAUUUUAAAAGCUCUUUAAAACACAAUGGCGGCGGAUGAUACACCCUGCUCAGAGUUUAUAAACUGGGAGGUUGACUCUUCAAUUUGUAAUGGAUUCAAACAGGAGAAGCAACUUUCUGCCCCACAAAGGAGAUACUACAGCUUCUGCAAGAGAAAGUCAUUUGCUGCCUUUGUGGCAUCCAAGAAGGACGGUAGUCAUGAGGAAGGAAGCCCUUUGUGGUGCUGCUGCGGCCAGACGUUCAUCGAGCACGCUGCCAUUCACAAACACGUGGCCAGAGUGCACAAUGCUGAAAUACAGCAGCACGCACAGGAUGAGUAUGAGCGUUUGUUGAGCCAACUGGAAGAAGAGCCCGAAGCAGCGCAGGUGCAGGUGAAUGAGCACAGUGGAGAAGCAGUGAACGUCUCUGUGUGGAUUCCCGAUAUCAGCCACGUCUCUGAGGAGCAACUUAAAAACGGUCCAGGCAGGGUUCUGCUUUACUAUCACUACUGUCGCGUCGAGGAGCCACAUGUCAUCUGUGCUUGGCAGAAAGCUCUGUGUGAGAAGCUCCACUUAACGGGCAAGGUGAGGGUGGCGACUGAAGGCAUCAACGGAACAGUUGGUGGCACCAACUUGGCCACUGACAUUUACAUAGAAGCAAUGCGUUCACAUCCACUGUUUGAGAUGGAUGAGGAGGAUUUUAAGACCAGUGACGGUGGCGCAGAGUGUUUUACAGAGUUGAAGGUUGGGGUCUACAAGGAGAUUGUCCCAAUGGGAGUGGACCCAGAUCUUAUAUCUUACCAGCUGGCAGGAGUUCAUCUGGAGCCCGACGAGUUUCAUAAAGAAGUGGAGGCUCUUCUGACUAAAGGAGAUUCAUGCAAUGACACCGUCCUCCUGGACUGCCGCAACUAUUAUGAGAGUAAAAUUGGGCAGUUCACUCAGUGCCUGGCGCCAAAUAUCCGUAAGUUCAGCUACUUCCCAGACUACGUGGACCAGAACCUCGAGCUGUUCAGAGACAAGAAGGUUCUGAUGUACUGCACAGGAGGGAUCCGCUGUGAGCGUGGCUCCGCCUACCUCCGCUCCAAAGAUGUGUGUAAGGAGGUUUACCAGCUGAAAGGUGGAAUUCAUAAGUACCUGGAGCAUUUCCCCGAGGGGUUCUAUCGUGGAAAGCUUUUUGUGUUUGAUGAACGCUACGCCAUCUCCUCAAACAGCGACAUCAUCUCAGAUUGCAGGUACUGCGGACAUCCGUGGGACCAGUACAAGCUCUGCUCCACCCAGUACUGCUGCCAGCUGGUUCUGUCCUGUCCAAGCUGCAGACAGGACGGCCACACCGCUUGCUGCCCCACGUGCCAGACCAAAGGUCAGGCUCAGUCCGAGGAGACCUCACAUCACAAAGAGGAGUGCGAGUGCACUGACGGACGCCCCAGAAUCCCUCAGGAUGUGUAAAAUGAUCAGACUUCAGUGCUUAAAAAUAACAUAAACAUAGUGUAAAAUGUGUGUGACAGAUUUUCAAAAUAGGAAUUUUUAUACUUAUGUAUGUGGGGAAUUAAGUCAGAUACAUUUUAACUAAUGAAAAUCUAUUGAUGAAAUUGAAGAAAAUAUCUGCUGAAUGUGUUUUUAUCAUGUGAAUAUUGUGAACAUUUUGUCACUAAUGAAAGCUCAACUUCAACUUAUUGUAUGUAUAAAUGUUUCUG